AUGGAUGUGAUUGCACAGUGGCAUCCCGAAAGAAACCAAGCACGCGGUAGUGGCGUUGAGCCUGGCGACAGCGAGCCUUCUGCCGGACUGGUAACGCGUCCAUCUGAUGAUGCUCAGCCCGCGCCGUCCGAAGCGACCUCGGGCGAAUCCAGCGAGAGAAAUGUCCAGGUCGACUCGUCUCUCGGUUUGCCCGCACGUGGUACAUCGGACUUCGUCAGAUCUCGACCUGCCACGAAUGGCUGUGACGUUGUCGAGUUUCAAGACGACACCUUGAACUUGUCCGAUAUCGAUGAAGGUGACAACCCCGGAGGCUAUAGCGAUGCUAUGAAUGGCAGCCCAGACAAAGAUUCCACCGCGCCGUUCUACGCAGGGGAAACUAAUGUCUUGACCUUUGUUAUGGACGUUUGCCAAACCGAGCGGCCGUCUCACUACUUGGUUCCUCGAAUUGCCGUGCAGACCGUGUGUCAAGAAGACCUUACCUUGCUGCGAACAAAAGGGGCGUUCACGCUGCCUGAUCAGAGCGUGUGCGACGAGCUUAUUCGACACUAUUUUCGAUAUGUCCACCCUUUCUUGCCAAUCUUGGACGCCAAUCGCUUCCUGGUCCGCUACCAGGAGCAUGGAUUACAGCAGCUCAAUCUGUUGCUCUUGUGGAGCGUGUUUUUUGCGGCUUCAAAUUUUGUCAGUCCAGAGCUAGCUCGUAAGGCAGGCUUUCGCUCACGCAAGGCCAUGAAGCGGGACAUGUACCAGAAGGCCAAGGUCCGAACACUCUACCACGCAUUAUACGACGUCGACUAUGAGAAAGAUAAAAUCGUGUUGAUACAGUCUGUGAUCCUCCUGGCAUAUUGGUAUGUCGAUACCGAGGAUCGCACGGGCUCCUGGUACUGGAUCGGAGUUGCCAUCGGGCUUUGCCAUUCAGUUGGGUUGCACAGAAAUCCAGGACGUCUUCCUCCGUCGGCCUCCAAGUCGAAAUACCCGUAUCACAGCCUCUGGAGACUGAUCUGGUGGUCGUGCUACCUUCGGGAGACUUGGAUAUCCUUUGGUUUAGGUCGACCGAUGAGGAUCAAUUCGAAGGACACAGACCUUCCAAUGCCAACCCCCGAGGACAUUCUCCUCGUCAGUGGAGUUGACCGAGACAACAGAUUUCGAGAGUAUAUACCGGCUUCCAUGCACGUCCUCGGGCGAUGCUGGAUCGAGUAUCUCCACUUGAGCAUCGUCUUAUCACGCAUUCUCAAAAGCCACUACAGGCCUGGGAUGCUCUCGGCGACUACGAGUGAGAUUGAAACGAGCCAGCAAAGCUUGCUAGAGUACUUUGAGAUGAGAACAGAUACGACCGGCAUGGACAAGGACACCGAUGUACAGCUAUUCUCGCUCCAGCUCGAUUUGUUCGAAAGGAACGUCUUGAUUGCGUUGUAUCGGCCUUAUAUCUUGUCGCCACCGUCUGAUUUAUCACCCAGCGAGCACAAGGCUUGGAGAUCGACCAUCAUGCCGAGGGUAUUGGAAGCAGCAUCCAGUGUCAAUCUCAGUCUCAUCAAAUUGAGUCAAUUGGGCUACCUGAGUGUUUGCCAAUCAGCUUUGAUCCAAGCAAUCUCUCCAACCAUGCAAAUGCAUCUCUACGAGGCUUCCCAGGCGAACCCUUUGUCCCGCCAGGUGGGACUUCAGCAGCUGGACACCUGCAUGACCGUCCUACAAGAGCUGCGCAGGACUUAUUGGGCAGCCGAUUUCUCCAUAAGACUCUUUUCCGAAGCAAGAUCGAGAAUGAGGAAUCGAACUAAAAGACUAGGCAACGAGGAAAACUCUACAAAAGUACCGAACGGUUCACUGGGUUCGGCAAAUGGCCUCUUGGACGCCAGAUCGUCGAGCGGGCCCUAUCAAGAAUACCAGAUAUCCCCAUCCUCAGAUCAGCCAUCGGUCGAUUUCGGCUUUCCUGACCCCGACCAGGAUCUAUUUUCCAACUUGGAACUGGACUUUUUCAAGUUUACAACGUGCGAACCGACUCAUCAGUUCGACAUGGACUGGGAUCCCGAGGCGAACUCUUUGUUGGCUUCACAAGAUUUUCUUGACUUUGUGGGAAAGAACAACAAGGCGUACACACCGACAGAGACCGACAUGUCUCUCGAGAAUGCCGAGGAGGAUGGCUUAGCUAGAUAG
Messenger RNA from Fonsecaea monophora, 2148 nucleotides. RefSeq lists its product as hypothetical. Lineage: Eukaryota; Fungi; Ascomycota; Eurotiomycetes; Chaetothyriales; Herpotrichiellaceae. Gene Ontology annotation, molecular function: zinc ion binding; DNA binding. The transcript has 8 exons. The record is from RefSeq and is a predicted model, not a curated record. Bases 1 to 2148 code for a protein of 715 amino acids. Gene Ontology annotation, biological process: DNA-templated transcription.